AUUCACGCCCCCACGCUUAGACAGCUGUGAACAAAAUCUCUCAAAAAUGCCGCCUAAUAGUGCACAUAGCAGAUCGCAUAGUCUACUGUUGUUACAGAAGCUACUUAACCUACGCGAUGGCGCAAGUCCCUUGACUCUGAUCCUGGACACUCUUGAGCAGCCUGCAAAGCCUCUUAUAUCCGAAUUUUUAUUGCGUUCAAAGAUAUCCGGCGCCAAAACUAUAUAUUUAUCCUUCACUACACUACGCAAACCGGCGCAUGUCGACGUUAUGAUCAAGGCCGCGGGCAAAGACCCAAGGCUGGUCCAAAGAGAACUUUCAGCCCAGUAUACCAAAUUUGAUAGUAACAGUCUUCGUGACAAGUCAUUCCAGCGCGCCGUCGUCAUCAUCGACUCAGUCAACAGCCUUAGCUCAUCGAUACCCCAGUCUCUAGCAACAUUUCUAUCUGGAAUUCUUACUCCGGUUGUCUCAAUAGUGGCAGCCUAUCAUACGGAUGUUCCACUAGUGCUGCCCAAAACUGUCAACGAGUAUGAGCCUCAUCCGUCCACUAUCCUCUUACACCUCGCCACAGCUAUCCUGAGGAUCUCAAGCCUGAGACAGGAAAUCGAACGCCAAAAAGCACGAAACCGAAGUCUUAUUGAACCAGAAUGGGGUCUAAAGGAAGAUAGAGAAGGUGUUUUGAUUGGCCUUGAAACACGCUCCAGCACACGCGACGAUGAGGGUAUUAUGAUCUCCAUGGAGCUACGAAGAAGAAGUGGACGCACAGUCACAGACAAAUUCAUACUUAUUCCGGCAACAAAUGGACAGGGGCCGGCGGCAGGCAAGACAUUGCUUGUCAACGAUCACCCGAUGUUCCAGUCACCUGCGGAAGACGAUGGCGGCGCAGAAGGAGAGGAGGAGCCUGAGAGCACAUUCAACCUCGGGCUUACAGACAAGCAGCGUAAAGACCGAGAAGGAAUCAUCCUGCCAUACUUUGAUGCUCAAACAGACAUUGGUGCAGGCGAGGGUGGCCGUAUCUUGUAUGAGAUGGGUCGCGAGGACGACUUUGACGAUGAAGAAGAUGAAAUCUAG
This is a messenger RNA of [Torrubiella] hemipterigena, 1069 nucleotides long. The record is from the annotation of a GenBank genome assembly. NCBI's taxonomy places the organism in Eukaryota, Fungi, Ascomycota, Sordariomycetes, Hypocreales, Clavicipitaceae.